Molecule: messenger RNA, 2097 nt
Organism: Cucurbita maxima (winter squash)
Lineage: Eukaryota; Viridiplantae; Streptophyta; Magnoliopsida; Cucurbitales; Cucurbitaceae
Product: protein CHUP1, chloroplastic-like
Exons: 7
Coding region: 55-1905 (616 amino acids)
Biological process (GO): chloroplast organization
Cellular component (GO): chloroplast outer membrane
Source: RefSeq, a predicted model, not a curated record
CAAAGCAGAGUACAGAGGGAGAGAGAGAGAGAGAGAGAGAGCGAGAGCUUAGACAUGGUAGCUGGGAAGGUGAAGUUCGCAAUGGGGCUGCAGAAGUCUCCGGCGAGUAGAAAGGCCGAAAGCACACCGAAGCCGUCGACGCCAGCUCAGGCUUCUCCAAGCUCUGGUAAGGUUUCUCAGAAAACCGUCUUCUCCCGCUCGUUUGGUGUAUAUUUCCCUCGCUCUUCUGCUCAGGUUCAGCCUCGACCGCCUGACGUGACGGAGCUUCUCCGUAUGGUCGAGGAGUUGCGUGACAGAGAGGCACGAUUGAAGACUGACCUAUUGGAGCACAAGCUGUUAAAGGAAUCUGUCGCCAUUGUUCCUAUGCUUGAGAACGAGAUCUCUACGAAAGAUGCAGAGGUUGAAAGAGCGUCUAAGCGAAUACUGUUUUUGGAGGCGGAGAAUGAGCGAUUGAGAGUUGAAAUGGAGGAAGUUACACAGAGUUUUGAGGAGCAGAGGAGAGAGGGCCAAGAGAGAAUAAAGGCAAUGGAAGGUGAAAUCACGGAGCUGAAGAAAAUGGCGUUGGAUCGAAGUAGAAUGGAGCUUAUUUUGGAGAACGACGAACUUUCGGCGUCUCAGAGGUUUCAGGGAUUAAUGGAGGUCUCUGAAAAGUCUAACCUAAUCAGGAAUUUGAAAAGAGCGACCAGAUGUCCGGAUGCUGUUGUUAACCAACACAAUCAUAAGGUUGAACAGCCAGAGGCAAAGAAUGACGAAGUUGUAACUGAGGGACCGAGACACUCGCGAUGUGACUCGGAAGAACCCGCAGAAUCCACUCUAUGUAACGUAAAAUCGCGAAUACCUAGGGUUCCAAAACCUCCGAAACCUUCUUCAUCUCCCUAUUCGUUUGCCACUACUUCCUCCUCCUCAUCAACUGGCUCUUCUGGUGAUGUAGAGAAAGCGAUCCCAGCCCCACCCCCUGUCCCAACCAAGCAAAUGCUGCCGCCUUCGAAGUCGGCACCGCCUCCCCCUCCCCCUCCACCGCCUCCCAAAGGUAAAAAGCCGAUGCCGGCGAAGGUAAGACGAGUACCGGAGGUUGUUGAGUUUUAUCAUUCGUUAAUGCGGAGAGAUUCACGGCGAGAUCUCGGCUCCGGCGUCAUGGACCCGCCGUCGACCGCCAAAGCUCGUGACAUGAUCGGAGAGAUAGAGAACCGGUCCGCUCACUUACUCGCUAUAAAGACGGAUGUAGAGACUCAAGGGGAUUUCAUAAGGUUCUUGAUAAAAAAAGUUGAAAAUGCUUCAUUUACUAACAUUGAGGACGUUGUUCCAUUUGUCAAAUGGUUGGAUGAUGAGCUCUCAUACCUGGUAGAUGAAAGAGCCGUGCUUAAACACUUUCAAUGGCCAGAGCAAAAGGCCGACGCUCUGCGUGAGGCUGCAUUUGGAUAUUGCGAUUUUAAGAAGCUGGAAUCCGAAGCCUCUUCGUUUCGUGGUGAUGCCCGCCAGCCCUGCGCUUCGGCUCUCAAGAAGAUGCAAGCUUUGCUUGAAAAGUUGGAGCAUGGUAUAUACAAUUUGUCUAGACUGCGUGAAUCUGCAACGAAGAGAUACAAAGCAUUUCAAAUUCCAGUGGAGUGGAUGCUUGAUACUGGAAUUGUGAGUCAGAUCAAGCUUGUCUGUAUAAAAUUAGCAUUGAAGUACAUGAAAAGGGUAUCCGCAGAGCUUGAAACAGUCGGUGGUGGUGGACCUGAAGAAGAAGAGCUGAUUGUCCAGGGCGUUAGAUUUGCCUUCCGUGUGCAUCAGUUUGCUGGAGGGUUUGAUGUAGAAACGAUGAAGGCGUUUCAAGAGAUGAGAGAUAAGGCAAGUUCAUGUCAUGUAGAAUGCCAAAACCAGCAACACAAGUACGUGGGGUGUAGCAGAGCUACAACUUGUUAAACUGCCGCAAUCUCAGCUUCAGAGGUCUCUGGUUUUUGGGUUGUAUAGAUAGAUUGCUAUCAUGUCUGUGAAUAUUAAUGCCAGCGGCUAUCUUAGGAUUGCAUUCCAAUUUAUUCAUUUGAAAGGAAAUGAACUGAGGCGAUAUCAUAUUGGAAAGUAAGGAAAUGAACUCUUGCAACCUUUUCCUCCUUA